AUGAGCGAGCCGGGUCUGCCAUCCCCGCAGCGGGCAGCUCUCCAAGCCCCGGGGGGUGGGAGUGGGGGGCGCUUCCCCACAUCCUGCUGUCAGUUCACUGAGGGGAAGUUGCCAACCUGCGAUGACAACCAGGAGAGAGGAAGCGGCAGGGACCAGGCUCCUGGGAAGAAGUUAGCUGUUUACAACAAGAUGCAAGAGUCCCUGGAGGUGACCCUUCCCAGCAAACAGGAGGAGGAUGAGAAAGACCAGCCCACUGAGAUGGAAUACCUUAACUCUCGCUGUGUCCUUUUCACUUACUUCCAGGGAGACAUUGGGUCAGUAGUGGAUGAACACUUCUCAAGAGCUUUGAGCCAAGCCAGCAGCUUCAACCCAGAAACUGCCCUUUCAAAAAGCAAGCCAGGGCUAAGCCCUCUGUGGAGAGAGAGCUCAACAAUUUCAAGCCAACGGAGCAGUUUCCCAGCUUCAUUUUGGACCAGCUCUUAUCAACCUCCACCUCCGCCAUGCUUGAGUGGAGUCCAUCCUGACUUCCCAGUCACUGCAUCAGGCACCUUCCCAACAGCAGAUCCUAGCAGCUGGCCAGGACACAGCCUUCAUCAGACUGCCCCACCUCCUCCCUCUACUGCAUCAGAAUCCUGGCAUUAUCCUUUAGCAUCUCAGGUUAGCCCUUCAUAUGCGCACAUGCAUGAUGUGUACAUGCAUCACCAUCACCCCCAUCCACACAUGCAUCAUCACCAUCCCAGCUCUCACCUUGACCCACGGUAUGGAUCCCUAUUGAUGCCUUCAGUACGUGCAGCCAGGAUUCCUGCUCCACAGUGUGACAUGACAAAGACAGAUCCUACUACUGUCACCAGUGCUACCUCAGCAUGGGCUGGAGCCUUUCACGGAACAGUGGACAUCGUGCCAAGCUUCGGGUUUGACACAGGUCUACAGCAUCAGGACAAGAGCAAGGAAUCUUCUUGGUUCUGA
Messenger RNA from Emys orbicularis (European pond turtle), 966 nucleotides. It is a transcript of the gene VGLL3, whose product is annotated as vestigial like family member 3. The coding region runs from base 1 to 966 and encodes 321 amino acids. Gene Ontology annotation, biological process: regulation of transcription by RNA polymerase II. The transcript is spliced from 4 exons. The record is from RefSeq and is a predicted model, not a curated record. Gene Ontology annotation, cellular component: nucleus. Lineage: Eukaryota; Metazoa; Chordata; Testudines; Emydidae.